Molecule: messenger RNA, 1311 nt
Organism: Penicillium hordei
Lineage: Eukaryota; Fungi; Ascomycota; Eurotiomycetes; Eurotiales; Aspergillaceae
Exons: 1
Coding region: 1-1311 (436 amino acids)
Source: RefSeq, a predicted model, not a curated record
AUGUUUGGGAAGGGCAAUCAAGACUGUCAGUCCUAUGCGAAAUUUGUCACAACAGUAGCAAAACAGCUCGGCAAGAAGUCACCCUCUAUCCAGCAGUCGAUCGAUGAUGCACUUAGGUCGGAUCCAUCGAUACUUGACAAGGGACUGGAAGAUCAAUGGAAUAGUCUGGUCUUAGAACCACUGGCUCAUUUCCCGAAGACCCAAAUGUCAUUCCUUUUGGUCAUUGAUGCGCUAGACGAAUGUACGGACGGCGAAUGGCUCCUCCGCAAACUUUUACAAAAAGAAUCAACUGGUCUCCGAAUCCUCAUUACCAGCCGGCCGCAUCUCUUGCCCCCCGAUUCAAGUGACACUCGGUAUCAUCACAUUGUCUUACAUGACAUUGAACCUGCUAUCGUGAACCGAGACAUUCGUUUGUUUUUCCAAAUGGCUGUGAAUCCACGCCGACAUGGUUGGCCAGACGCAAGUUCUCUCGAGCUACUGAUGCACAAAGCAAACGGAAUAUUUGAGUGGGCCGCUCUGGCUUCUCGCUUUCUUAAUAAGUCGAAGGGAGUUUAUAAGACCAAUCUGCAAAAGCUGUUAGGGGAUGGAGUAUCUCAUCCCCCACAAAGAGCACUAAGUGUUCUCUAUCUGACAAUUCUCGACGACUAUGUGAAAUCGCAAGAGUGGGAGCCAGAUUCCCACUUUACCUGUUGUGGCAUCUUGCGACGUUAUCUCGGCAGCUUAGUGGUUCUGUUUGACCAGUUGUCUCCGCGCUCCUUUUAUAAACUGAUCGCCAGUGACACAGAUGAUAUUGACGUGCAUGAUAUUCUGAGUAAUUUGAAAUCUAUUAUUGAUUUCCCGAAUGAUGAAGAGAACAGCAUUGACAAAAUCCGCAUUCAUCACUCCACCUUCCGGGAAUUCCUUUUGGAUAGGGAACUGUGCACCGACGAUACGUUCUAUGUCGAUAAAAGGGCAGCGCACAAAGUCGUGUUGAACGGCUGCUUGGAUCUUCUUUUGAAAACAUUAAAAAGAGGUAUCUGUCAGUCUGACGACCCGUCUUUCGAUCAUGCAACAGCUCCAUCUUAUCCACGACAGGCGAUCACCCCUGAAAUCCAAUAUGCAUGUCUGAACUGGGUCGCGCACCUGAUAGAGUGCGGUGGGACUUUCUACGAAAAUGCGACUAUAUCUCGACUUCUUCUCAAUCAUUCACUUCAUUGGCUGGAGGUUCUAGGGUGUAUGGGAAGAUCCGUCGAGGCAUUGAAUGCAUUGGAGAAUUUGUCAUCAUUGGCAAAGGCAUGUCCCUGUGCUCCUCUCAAAAUCGAUUUUCUCUAA